Molecule: messenger RNA, 729 nt
Organism: Penicillium cataractarum
Lineage: Eukaryota; Fungi; Ascomycota; Eurotiomycetes; Eurotiales; Aspergillaceae
Exons: 3
Coding region: 1-729 (242 amino acids)
Source: RefSeq, a predicted model, not a curated record
AUGGUGAAGCCAAUUGCGAUUAUUGCCGGUGCGGGCCCUGGAACAGGGAGCGCCGUCGCCCGCCGGUUCGCUCGAGCAUACCCGGUCGUUUUGCUUGCCAGAUCGCAAUCCCUUGAUGCUUUGGUCCAAGACAUCACGCGAAGCGGUGGUUCUGCAAUUGGAAUACCCACCGAUGUCACCAGCUCCUCAAGCAUGAACUCAACCGUGGAGAAAAUCAAGGAGAAUUUUGGCUCCAAUGUUAGUGUCGCAGCGGCGAUCUAUAACGUUGCGAGCAAGUUCACUCGAAAACCAUUCCUGGAACAGACCUCGGAAGAUUUCCUAGGAAGUCUGGAGCCUUCGAUAAAGGGGGCUUUCAAUUUCGCCCAGGCCACGCUACCUUUGAUGGUGGGGGCAGAAAAUGCACAAUAUCACCCUACCCUUAUUUUCACCGGCGCGACAGCUGCACUCAAGGGUGGCUCGGGGCUUUCUGGUUUCGCUAUGAGCAAGUUUGGAAUCAGGGCGUUAUCACAGUCCCUCGCGCGCGAAUUCGGCCCCAGGGGUGUUCAUGUCUCUCACGCCAUCAUCGACGGCAUCAUUGAUACCGAAAAGACCAAGGAAUAUAGCCGGGAGAUCCCAGAUUCCAAAAUCGAUCCCCAAUGGAUCGCCGAAUCAUACUGGUUCCUGCACACCCAGCCCAGAACAUCGUUCACGCACGAACUGGACCUUAGGCCAUACUCGGAAACAUGGUAA